AUUCUCCAACAAAUUCGCGAGCCAGAGAGAGAUCAAAUGCACAGCAACCAAGCUGAUGCAAGUUAAUCAAAGGGAAGAGGAAUCUCUGAGGGACUACAUGCAGCGAUUCAACAAAGCCACUCUGGACAUUGACAACGUCCCAGACACCAUCUGUCUAUCUGCAUUGCUACAUGGCUUGAAGCAUGGUCGGUUCCUAGACAACCUGCUAGAGAACCCACCCAGGACUUGGAACGAAGUGAAUGACAGGUCGGCUAGCUUCAUAUUAUCAGAAGACUUCCAGUCGUCCAAGCGACGAGCUGACGAUAAGCAAAGCAAAAGCCAGGAACAGCCACCGAGGAGAGAAAAGAAAAAGCAAAAGGUCAGCGAGCCGUGGGGGAAGCCCGCUGACUUCCCAAAAUAUGCCACCUACAUUUCUUUAACCCUGCCAAGGUCUCAAAUCCUUGCGCAAAUCCAGCACUGGGUUAGGAGACCCCCGCCUCCAUUGCAUGAUUCCCCAAGAGCAGAUAAGAGCAAACAUUGUGACUACCAUCGUGUGUAUGGCCACAACAUAGAAGAUUGCCAACACUUGAAGGAUGAGCUGGAGUUCCUGGCUCGCAAUGGAAAGCUAGAAGGAUAUGUUCAGAAGCCCCACGCCCAGCAACCCACUCAAACUCAUUUUGUACAGGGUUACGACCGACUUCAAGGGCAGAGAUACCAGCUCGGCGAGGCACAGAAUAAGCAUAAACGGCCGAUAUACGGGUUUGAUAACCAGCCCGUCUCGGUCGAGGGAGUUAUCACUCUUCCUAUAUAUGUGGGCUCAGAACCACGCUUCAGGAUGGCUUCCGUCACCUUCCUGGUUGUUAAAAUGGAAUCAGCUUUCAAUGCUAUAUUAGGAAGAGCCACCCUGUGCGAGCUGAAGGCUGUCAUCUCGCAACCCCAUCUCUGCAUGAAAUUCUCAACUCCUCAGGGGGUAGGAGUGCUUAAAGGAAAUCAAAAGAUGACCAGAGCCUGCUAUCAAGAUACUUUCAAGAAGGUUGAGCUCGCUGCUGCCGCUUCAGGCUACGAAAAUCGCAGAUCAACCCAGCCCGAGCAGCAGACAAUGAGUAUAUCAGACAUUGAGCACCGACCUAAGGGUGUCAAGCAGAAGGCAGAGCCAGUGGAGCCAGUUGAAACAGUCCCCUUAAACCCUGAUAUGCCGGAAAUGACGGUAGGCUUCAUCAGAAGAGUGGAGUACUCUGAAUGGGUGUCCAACCCUGUGCUCGUCAAAAAGCCAAAUGGCAAAUGGAGGAUGUGCAUUGAUUUCACCAACCUCAAUGACGCCUCAGGUUACCACCAGGUCCAGCUGUUGCUAGACGACCAGGAAAAAACAGCUUUUUACGUUGGUGACGCAAUCUACUGCUAUGUCAUGAUGCCGUUCGGCCUCAAAAAUGCUGGAGCAACAUACCAGAAGCUGGUGCAAAUCAUCUUUAAGCUCCAGAUAUGCAGAAACAUAGAAGUGUAUGUAGAUGACAUGAUAGUCACAAGCGUGCGAGCUGAGGAUCACAUUGACGACCUGGAUGAAACUUUUCAAAACUUGUGCCGAGCCCAAAUGAAGCUGAAUCCCUUGAAAUGCACGUUUGCUGUGGAAUCAGGGAAAUUCCUAAGGUUUAUAGCCAGAUCGGCAGAAAGGUGCAUUCCUUUCUUCAAAGCUCUGCCGGAGCCUAAAAACUUUCAGUGGAUUGAUGAAUGUCAACAAGCGUUUGACGAGCUCAAACAAUAUUUGGCAUCCACACCCCUGCUAUCCAAGCCUGUCGAUGGGAAAUGUUUAUAUCUUUAUCUGGGGGUCACAGAAGAAGCAGUGAGUUUAGUGCUACUGAGAGAAGAGAAUAAGAAUCAGAAGCCUAUUUGCUACGUGAGCAGGGUGUUACAAGGUGCCGAGCAGAACUACCUGAUAGCAGAAAAGGCUGCUUUUGCUUUGGUCUACAUAGCUCGUAAGCUGAGAGCUUAUUUUCAGUCUCAUCAGAUUGUUGUUUAUACUGAUUUCCCGCUAAGGAAAAUAUUGCAAAAGCCAGAACUCUCUGGUCGGCUCAUCGGAUGGAGUGUCGAGCUGAGUGAGAAUGACCUCAAACUUCAGCCGCGCACAACUAUAAAAGGCCAAGCUGUGGCAGACUUCUUGGUUGAAUGUGCUCCGGCGGCUGUGAAAGAAAAGGCACCUGAACACCCAAUUUGGGUUUUGUAUGUAGAUGGAGCUGCUAAUGUCGAAGGAUCGAGUGUUGGAGCUGUGUUACUGGGCCUUGAUGGCUUUAAAUCCGAGCAUGCGUUGAGGUUUAAGUUCCAAACAACCAAUAAUGCUGCAGAGUAUGAAGCCCUCAUUUAUGGAUUGAAGCUGGCAUCCGAGCUGAAGGUACAGAACAUCCAAGUCUUCAGUGACUCUCAGCUCGUGGUAGGCCAGGUAAAAGGCAGCUGUGAAAUCAGGGAUCCUCAGCUUGGUCGUUAUACUUCUGUGGUCAACAAAUUGAAGUCAGGAUUUGCCUCCUUCCAAAUCGACAAAAUACCAAGAGCAGACAACCACCGAGCUGACGAGCUGUCAAAGUUGGCCUCCUCGUGGGACUUUAACCCUCAAAGGUCAACCAUCGUCGAACUGUUGGACGCCCCGAGCUACACUGAUCUCGCGGUCGAGUGUCAACUGCUAAGCACGGAUCCCUCUACACCGAGAUGGACUACCCCACUUAUAAAUUAUCUGCAAAGUGGCGAGCUGCCUAAAGAUCUAUCCGCCGUGAAAAUGAUUAAACGAAGGGCAGCACAUUUCACUUUGUUAGAUAACCAGCUCUACAAGCGAGCAGCCUCAAUGCCCCUAUUACGUUGCCUUACUCCUUACGAAGUUGAAUACGCUGUGAGAGAAGUUCACAAAGGAGUAUGUGGCACGCACAUCGAUGGCAAAACUUUAGCUUGGAAACUCUUGAGGCAUGGGUAUUACUGGCCCACUAUGGUCGAGGACGCGCAGAGUUAUGUCCUAAAAUGUCUAACCUGCCAGUUCAAUGCUGAUGAUAUACACAUGCCAGGGGAAAUGCUAUCAUCUCUCACGUCUCCCUGGCCCUUUGCUCAAUGGGGUGUCGACCUGUUCGGCCCUUUUAUCAAUGGCAAAGGAGGCUACACUUUCCUGGUCGUUGCAGUGGAUUACUUCACUAAGUGGAUAGAAGCUAAAUCGCUGUCCACGACAACAGAAAGAAAAAUAGAAGAAUUCUUGUUCGAUUCAAUAUUGUGCAGGUUUGGCAUCCCUAAGCGGAUUAUCGCUGACAAUGGGCCACAGUUCCGAGCAGCAGCGUUGAGAUCGUUCUGUAACGAUUAUGGCAUUGAGCUCGCCUUGACAUCCGUGUAUACUACACAGUCUAACAGGCAAGCCGACUCGGCCACGGGUGAAACCCCUUUCAACUUGGCCUAUGGAGCUGAGGCCGUCAUCCCAGUAGAGGUGGGACUACCAUCUGAUCGAGCAGGCUGGCAUGACGAUCUCAACAAUGAGCAACUGUUGAGAGAAAACCUAGACUUCGUGGAAGAGGUAAGGGAGAUGUCUAGAAUAAGAAACAUGGCGCAUCAAAGUCGUGUUGCAAAAUUUUACAAUAAAAGAGUUCGAACUCGCCAGUUUCAAGUCAGUGAUCUGGUUCUACGCAAAACUGGAUUGACGAAUGCUUACUCGCACAUGGGCAAGCUCGCGCCUAAUUGGGAAGGACCUUAUAUGGUCAUUUCUAUUCAACGACCUGGGUCUUACCGGUUAGCAGAUUUACAAGGUCGUCCAUUACCAUUCAUUUGGAACAUACAUAACCUUAGAAAAUUUUACAGUUAAGAGUUAACUUUACAGUUAAGAGUUAACUUUACAGUUAAUGUGUAUGUUAUUAACGUUCAGUCCGUCAUGGAUCAGUUGUAAAUGGCAUUUCAUAAAGAAAUCAAAACACAGAAAGUUC
Molecule: messenger RNA, 3917 nt
Organism: Rubroshorea leprosula
Lineage: Eukaryota; Viridiplantae; Streptophyta; Magnoliopsida; Malvales; Dipterocarpaceae
Source: the annotation of a GenBank genome assembly